AUGCUUGCCUUUGGUUCUGCAUCAGCCGGAGCUUUGGAGGCAGUGCCAGUUGUCGGCAACGCACAGUUUGGCAGCGCUGCAUUUUUGCAGUCCCUCAGUUGCCUGGGCAGCCCACCAAGCUCCUUCAUGCACAUGCAUCUUGAUAUGUCCCUCUCACUGCGCAGAUCGUCACAAGCUGGCAUGUUACUGCCAUUUCUUUCGUGCAAGCUAGGAUUAUUGUUGCUGUGUUUUGAUGCGGGCGUGGAUUUCACGGCGUUUCUGCAAAGGUUGACGCAUGCAGGCGCCAUCUCAGUUGUUUGCAGCCUGGGCACUUUUGGCUUGCCUGUGUCGGCACGGUCCCCCAGCCAGUCUGGAUCAGCUUAUUCUGCUCUGGGUUGUCAUGCUGCGUCACUUUCAGCAGCUGGCUUCCACUCUCCAGACACGUCCUUGACAACAAAGGGUUUUGCAUGCUUGUCAUGUUCACUAGCGGCUGCUGGAUUGCACCUGAGCCCCUCCUUGGUCUCAAGAGGCUUUUCUUGCGUGGAUGUGCUACCGCCCACCUUGAACUUUGCUCGCCUUGGCCUGCCAUCGCUGUGCCUCGCCUCCGCCCAUUCAGGUAGCACAGCCCUGCUUCAGAGCACAUCCAGGCCUGGCAGCCCGACUCCUGCGUUGAGAGGUGUCAUUCCAGUUUCUUUGCCACCCCUGCACUGUGUGACAUGGCUAGCAUCCCCUGUGUCCACAUCAAGCAUUGGUCACCUCGGCAUGCCGUUGGCCCUCCAAGCACGUGCUCAAGUCGGAGCUCCACUGCUUGCUGUUGGAAUGCUGAGGCCUGGCCUGGUCUUCUUGUUGUUGGCUUGUGGUGCCUCAUGGCUUGAUGCCCCAAUGUUAAUGCACAACUUUUGCUGCCCAGAGCCAGCCUUGCCACUGGGAACUUUGGGACAGAUCGGUUUUUCUGCAACGCUGCAGGCCUUGUCACAACCUGAAAUGUUUCCUCCUGCCCCGGCUGGUGCUCGCACAGGCUUGCUGUUGUUGGUGGUCCCUCUCGUUGGUACACCUUCAACGCCUCACACCUUUCAGCGCAUUGGAAGCAGCCUGGUUUCAAAGGCAGCUGGGCGAUUGGAAAGGUUUCCAUCUUUAGUCUGUCUUGGGGCCCUGGGAGUGUUGUUGCUGUUGAAGAGUAUUGUCCGUGCUGGCGCAACCUUGCUUGCUUGCAACGCAUGCUCAAGCUGCCUGUCUUCUCUGCUGGCCGUGGAUUUCCAAAGGGUGGUUGUGUCGCUGCCUGUGCGAGCGUUGUCUUGUUUAGACAGCGCGUUGUCCUUUGUUGCUGCAUGUCACCUUGGCUUGUCUCUGCUGUCACGCGGCAUGGCCACAGGGUCUUUGCUGCCGCUGCUUGGCAUUUCUUGUGUGGCAAGCUCAAAUGUGUUCGACAGAACCUCUGUGAGCAGCUUUGUCCGUCCAGGUGCGCUUCCUCCAUUACAGAGCCUUGGUCAGCCAGGAUUGCAGCCAGUUGCAGCCACAACGUCCAGGACGGGUACAUUGCCUUCAGCCCAGAGCCUUGCCAAAGGUUCUUUGCUUUUGCCAUUUGGUGAGUUGUGCCUGGGAUCUUCCAUGUUAGCGACGGUGGGAAUGUUGCUCGGAAGCAUUACGCUGCUACAAGAAACCGCACGCAGCGGCCUGGCGCCAUUAGUGUUGCACGCAUCUUUGGACAGCUCCCUGUCACUGCAACGGCCAUCUAUGGCAGAUCUAUCAGCGUCUUCUCGGGGCAUGAUGGGUUUGGGGUCGUUGUUGCUUGCUUCUGAUAGCUUUGAUUUGGAUUUUGCAUUGCUAGCUCAGAACUCUGGCUGGAUGGGAGCGUUUGUUUCAACAGUGAGCUUUGUGGUCUUGGAUUUUGUGCUGUUUGUUCGAGCCAUUGGGACACCUGGCAACGAGGAAGUUACGAUCUCCGGGCACUGCAUGCAAGCCAUACCUGUGGUCCGCCAUGCAGCAUUGGAACUACCCGUGCCCCUACACAAUUUCAUUCGCGUAGACCUUACCCUUCUUGCCAACGGCUUCGCUGGUUCUGAGCUAGCCCUGUUGACUCAGAGCUGUGCCUGA
Messenger RNA from Effrenium voratum, 2073 nucleotides. The record is from the annotation of a GenBank genome assembly. Lineage: Eukaryota; Dinophyceae; Suessiales; Symbiodiniaceae.